AGCUAACGUCCCUUGCGAUCUCUCUCAAGUCAGUACAGGAUGAUUUCGACCUCGCUCGCAGUCCCCGACCUGCCCACUUCUCCCGCGCGUGCCGAGUGGACGCUCAACGAAAACGACGAAGAUGUCCGACGCAUGGUCAUAACCCGUGGCUUGGUCAACCAGUCACCCGACGUGUACAAGGACUCGUUCGGGCGCGCUUACUGGCAACUUCCCGCAUACUAUGCUCUCUGCUACGUCACGUCCACGUCGAACAUCUAUUACCAGUGCAAGAAAAGGCCCAUCGAUCGCAACGGCAACCAGGCCUUCUUCGGUGACCGGUGCUUCACCGUCUUCAUGUGGCUCGAAAGGCUGAAGGCGACACUUGGAGUGUCGGAGGACAAAGGCUUGGUCAAGUGCGAGCUCAAGGACGGGCGCUUGGUGUAUGUGCUGGUCAUCGCGGCGUCGGACAAGCCAGAUACAAUUCCGCGUCCAGCCGCACGUAUUCAAAAGUUCAGGGAGUUUCUGGAACUCAGGAUAGAGCCCGUCGUGCGGAGAGUUGUGCAGCCUCCGCUUUAUGAUUAACUCAUUACAACGCCGCUUCGUGUCGACCAAGAGUUCCCCAACUCAUUUCCUACUCACGUCCAGGCUUUCUAUGCUUGUUACUCAUCGUACCUGAUCGCAGCUCGUGCUCUCCUCUGUGAUGUAGCGUACGGAACCUUCUGAGCCUUGCAAAAGGGACAGGCAACGUCGAUCCAGUGUGACCAAUGGCAGCGAUUGCUUAUAAUCUAUCUUGUUCGUUGCCUGUCAAGUCACGCUAUGCCCUUGAUACUAAUUUAGUUUACGAAAGAAGCGCUAAGCCUAGCAAUUGAACGGAUGACUCAGGAUCACAGUUGAACUUCGCGCGGGCUGAACGGCGGGAG
Molecule: messenger RNA, 899 nt
Organism: Schizophyllum commune H4-8
Lineage: Eukaryota; Fungi; Basidiomycota; Agaricomycetes; Agaricales; Schizophyllaceae
Exons: 2
Coding region: 40-561 (173 amino acids)
Source: RefSeq, a predicted model, not a curated record